Molecule: messenger RNA, 543 nt
Organism: Knipowitschia caucasica
Lineage: Eukaryota; Metazoa; Chordata; Actinopteri; Gobiiformes; Gobiidae
Source: the annotation of a GenBank genome assembly
AUGCAGGCAUCAGUCAGAGCCAUAGACUUCCUCGUGGAAAGCAGAAGAACACAGCCCACGUACAUGUGCCAUUGGUCAAGUCACUCAGGAGGAGAGACUGUGACUGUGACCACAGAAGGGGCUCCAGCUACUGGGACACCCCCUGCUCCGGACAAAACGAAAGGCUCUUUCAAGUGUCCCCUAAGUGACCACCAUGUCCACAGAGAAGACGUGAGGAAAGUUUGGAAAGAUUGCCAGGAGGAGAGCUUCUGGUACAGAGCUCUUCCCAUCUCUUUGGGAAGCAUGGCUGUAACUGGAGGACUCAUAUACAAUGGUGUCUGGAAGCCAUCCCCACGUUUUGGUCCAUUUCCUAAACUUGCAGUUGCUGGAAUUCUUGGAUAUGCAAUUGGAAAAGUCCUUGGGGCACUGGAGCUCCUGGGGGUCCUGGAGGCCGGUUUGGACCAUGGGGCUCUGGGCCUAGGCACAGAUCCUGUGAACAUGUGUGUCAAGAAUGUAAGAACACGGAUGAAACAGCUGCAGGACAGGCACAAAGUUAGAGAGUAA